Molecule: messenger RNA, 339 nt
Organism: Phragmites australis (common reed)
Lineage: Eukaryota; Viridiplantae; Streptophyta; Magnoliopsida; Poales; Poaceae
Exons: 1
Coding region: 1-339 (112 amino acids)
Source: RefSeq, a predicted model, not a curated record
AUGGGUCUGGCUACCAUCCCUACUAUCAUGUAUGGGUCCAUCGCCGACGACAUCCUCAACAUCGUCCUCGAGCAGGACCAAACAACUCACGAUCUCUACGUCAUGGCUGAGGCUCUCUUCUGCAGCAAUGAGGAGAGUCAUGCCAUCAUUCUAUUGAAUGAGUUCCACAGCCUCCAACAAGGCAACCUCUCCAUCACCACCUAUUGCAAGGAGCAGAAGCAUCUCACCAAUGCUCUCUACGACAUUUACUCUCUCAUCACCAAUCACACCCUCAUCCUCAAUGUCCUCUAUGGCCUAAGAAAAACCAUGUUCGGUGCCCCCACGAUGAUCGACAUGUAA